AAACCCAGGGACUUGCGCGCAAAAUUGAAAACCCUACAUUCCUCCCCCAAGAGCUACGCCACUCUUACGCCGCCGCCUCCUCCAGUCCUCACUACUCGCUCCUCCCUCAUCGGCCGCAGCCGCCCUCCGCCGUCAAGAUGAACAAGGAGAGGCUCAUGAAGAUGGCGGGCGCUGUCCGCACCGGCGGGAAAGGCACCGUGCGCAGGAAGAAGAAGGCUGUCCACAAGACGGCGACCACGGACGACAAGAGGCUGCAGAGCACGCUCAAGAGAGUAGGGGUCAACACCAUCCCCGCAAUCGAGGAGGUCAACAUCUUCAAGGACGAUCUCGUCAUCCAGUUCUUGAAUCCCAAAGUGCAAGCUUCCAUCGCGGCAAACACAUGGGUGGUCAGUGGAUCUCCACAGACGAAAAAGCUACAAGAUGUUCUUCCUCAGAUCAUCAACCAACUGGGUCCUGACAACAUGGAGCACCUGAAGAGGAUUGCUGAAGAGAUGCAGAAGCAGGUAGCUGCUGCUCAGGCAAAGGAAGAGAAUGACGAUGACGUUCCAGAUCUUGUUCCUGGGGAGACUUUUGAGCAGGUAGCUCAAGAGGCAAAAGCCUGAUCAUAGACUCCAAUAGCAUAAUGCUACUUGACCACAGUGAUGAGGUCAUGGUUUUCAGUGAUGGCACUCUUUUGCACCCUCGUUGGCCAGCCACUCUUUGUAUUUGCGGUUGGAAACUUUUAGUUUCUGCAAGUUUUUACCUCAGGUUAUGCAUGUUGAAAUGCCAUGGAAUCCAUUAUGCUGCUUUUUGGUCACGAUUUUGGUUGGUUUGAUACAUACUUGAGCACCAGGUUUUACUGAGUUUCUCCAUUUCCA
This is a messenger RNA of Phragmites australis (common reed), 857 nucleotides long. RefSeq names its product basic transcription factor 3-like. Gene Ontology annotation, cellular component: cytosol; nascent polypeptide-associated complex. The record is from RefSeq and is a predicted model, not a curated record. NCBI's taxonomy places the organism in Eukaryota, Viridiplantae, Streptophyta, Magnoliopsida, Poales, Poaceae. Bases 138 to 602 code for a protein of 154 amino acids. The transcript has 6 exons.